Microthlaspi erraticum is the source of this 1290-nucleotide messenger RNA. Lineage: Eukaryota; Viridiplantae; Streptophyta; Magnoliopsida; Brassicales; Brassicaceae. The record is from the annotation of a GenBank genome assembly.
AUGGGUAUUGCCCGAGAGAGCCGGGUCGAGGUCAAGUCGAUGCUAACUCAGGUAUCUAGCAAGCCGUCUGGAUCGGGUCGGGUACACCCGUUUACCGCCUUAGACAACGCCAUGAGUCCCCACACAGUCCACGUCAUCUUAUACUACGCUCAUAGUCCAUUCGGAUCCUUCGACGUCGAGUCGGUCCGGAACCCGUUAUCGGAGCUCCUCUCCCUGUACCCGCCCGUUAUUGGUCGGGUCACCAAAAACCCGGACGGCAUCUGGGAGGUCAAGUGUAACGACGCGGGACUUCGAGUCUUGCAAGCCAAGGUUUGUGUUGGUAUUGAUGAAUGGCUCAGAUCAGCCGAUGGACAUGAGGAGCUUGAUCUAACGGCUUGGGAAGACAUGCCAGAAGAUCCUAGUACUUGGUCGCCGUUUCGUCUACAGAUAAACGAAUUUGAAGGAGGAGGAGUAGCUAUAGGCCUGAGCUGCCCACACAGACAAGCAGACGCAACAACGUUAACUGUUCUGUUAAAGUCAUGGACAGAAGCUCAACGCCAUCAGUGCAUCGUCCACCCUCCAUCCCUCUCACCUCUACCAUAUAACCUUACGGAUAUUGACGCCGUUAAAUCCGACGGUGACUCCUUCCCAGAACCCAUUUCAACGAAAACAGCCACCGCCACGUUUAGAUUCUCUGGCUCCGCUUUCAAGAGAUGUCUUGACGAAUACUCUAUCUUCCCUAAAGCGUCGCCGUUCGAUGUGUUUGCCGCUCUUUUCUGGACACGUGUCGCUCUGGUGAAGCGUAAUACCGAUCGAGUCUCCAUAUGUGUGGAUUUCAGGAGACUGUUGCCCGAGCCGCUUCCUUACGGUUUCUUCGGAAACGCUUUGAACUUUUCGUCUCUGGAGAUAAGUGACGUGGUUGAUAAGGGGAUUGGACACGUGGCACGUUCGAUAAACGAUCACGUUACGAGUUUAGACGUGGAGAAAAUCCGGUCAGACCUAAACCGGACUAGGUCAUACGGUCAAAUUUACGGUAAAGAUUUGACGAUUGUGAACAUGGAGCAUAUGAUCGUGGGAGGAGAGCCGUUGAUGUACGAGGCUGUGUUCGAGAACGGCGCGAGACCUGUGCACGUUAGUUACCGGAUCCGAAACGAAGGCGGAGAAGGGGUGAUCACGGUGAUGCCAUCGCCGGAGAAAGGGUUUGGGAGGACAGUUGCGGUAAGUUUGCCGGAGGAGGAGAUGUCAAGGUUGCUUUCGGAUCAAGAAAUCCUCCGUUUGGAGCCAAAGAUCAUUCUAAGCGGUGUCAAGUGA